GCCAACUCAUCUUUGACGAAAUUCUCAAAUUCGCUUUAUUUUCUGUAUAUUAAAUCUAGAAAAUGCUAAAAACGCUUUAUGUUAUUUUCUCAAUCUUCGGAUUUAUUUGGCCAAUUCAUAGUGUCAUGUUCCACUUGACACCAAACACACAAAAAUGUCUCAAGGAGGAUAUACAAGCUAAUCAAUUAGUAAUGGGCGAAUACGAAGUUUCGGAUGUGCCUGGUCAAGUUAUAGACUAUAUUGCUCGGGACACCAAGGGUCAUAUACUGUCACAAAAGGAACAUAUUACCAAAGGAAAAUUCAGCUUUAUGUCAGAGGUUUAUGACGCGUAUGAAAUUUGUUUUAUUUCAAAAGUGCCACCGCAUCAACGUGGGAUUAGUCAAGAGGUCGCACUUGUAACGAAAAAGGGUGUUGAAACUAAAAGUUAUGAAGGCAUAGGCGAGGCCUCCAAACUUAAACCGCUUGAAGUGGACCUAAAGCGCUUAGAAGACCUUUCUGAUUCAAUCGUCCGAGACUUUGCAUUAAUGCGUAAACGAGAGGAAGAAAUGCGUGAUACGAAUGAAAAAACGAAUAGUAGAGUACUAUUCUUCAGCAUUUUUAGUAUGUGCUGUUUGCUUGGCCUGGCAACUUGGCAAGUUCUAUACCUUCGCAGAUAUUUUAAGGCCAAAAAACUCAUCGAAUAGUUACAUUAUACGAUAUUUCAAACAGCUCGAGUUUUACCGCUUAUUUGCCUUUAACAAUAAACUGUAACAAAUUAA
Drosophila montana is the source of this 758-nucleotide messenger RNA. It is a transcript of the gene bai, whose product is annotated as Transmembrane emp24 domain-containing protein bai. Gene Ontology annotation, biological process: endoplasmic reticulum to Golgi vesicle-mediated transport; Golgi organization; intracellular protein transport. The record is from RefSeq and is a predicted model, not a curated record. The transcript has 5 exons. Gene Ontology annotation, cellular component: Golgi apparatus; endoplasmic reticulum; endoplasmic reticulum-Golgi intermediate compartment. NCBI's taxonomy places the organism in Eukaryota, Metazoa, Arthropoda, Insecta, Diptera, Drosophilidae. The coding region runs from base 63 to 683 and encodes 206 amino acids.